UUCCUUCUGCUUCAGUUUAUGAUCCGCACUGAAAUGAAACAAAGCGAAAGGAUAUUCCUGAGAGGAUAAUUUAUACAUUUAUUUAUUUAUUUAUUCAUUGAACUUGGAAAUACUAUUUUGGUGUGAGAAUGGCAAACAAAUCUCCAGUAUCAUCUCUGAACAAAAUCGACUUCUGUUCUUCAAAGGACCCCGAGGAGCUCUUCUGUCUGCAGAAGAGGGUUGGAGGAGGUUCAUUCGGGCAGGUGUAUAAGGCUGUACAUAUUAAAACAGGAGAAGCUGCAGCUGUAAAAGUCAUUGAUGUAAAUGUGGCGCAUCAGGAAGAUCUGAAGUCUGAGAUGAACCUGCUGAAGACUCAGUCUCACCACCGCAACAUCGCAGAGUAUUACGGAGCGUUCAUCAAGAAAGGCUCACCUCCCAUAGGAGACCAACUGUGGUUGGUAAUGGAAUUCUGUGCUGGUGGUUCUGUCUCCGAUCUGAUUAACAGCACAAAAGAAAAGCAUCUAAGCGAGGACUGGACAGCGUGCAUCACCGGAGAAAUCCUCAAGGGAUUGGCUCACCUUCACAAAUACAAAAUCAUCCACAGAGACAUUAAAGGACAGAACGUGCUGCUGACUGAUCGUGCUGAAGUGAAACUGGUGGACUUUGGCGUGAGUAAGCAGUCAGAGGACACCUUCAGUAAGCAUAACACAUUUAUUGGGACUCCAUAUUGGAUGGCACCAGAGGUCAUCAACUGUAGAGAAAACCCCAAUGGGUCCUAUGACUAUAAGAGUGAUGUGUGGUCACUGGGCAUCACAGCCAUUGAGAUGGCAGAAGGUGAACCACCGCUGUGUACGAUGAACCCCUUUCAUGCGCUGCUCGCCAUAAGUCAGAAUGAGGCACCGACUCUAAAUCCAAACAAAUGGUCAGAUCGUUUUCAGUCAUUUAUCAAGGCCUGUCUGGUGAAGGAUCCAACUAAACGUCUGAGCACUAAUGAGCUGCUGAAUCAUGCAUUUAUUUCCAACAUCCAGAAACAUAUCCGACACAUCCGUCAUGAGAUUAUGAUACACAGACACAAACAGAAAGAAGAACAAAUGCAGGCUGAAAAGGUGAGAGAAGCUGAAGCUGAGCUGAGGUCGAGAGAGAGAGCUCCGGGCAAGUCACCUCCGAGCCCCGUUGCUCUGAAUCAGAAGAUGUCGAAAAAGGAUGAAAGAGAUCUCCAGGUCAAACUGAUGAAGGAGCAUUUGAAAAGGAAGGAGUGGGAGAAACGUCAGAUCAAGUCUGAAAUGAAAAAACAGCACAAAAUAUUACAGCAGAAGAAUUCUUCAGGACUUCAUCCUCAGGAACAGGCUGAUAAAUUGGUUGUAAACAACCAGAUCUAUGGCAACAACCAUUCACGUCCUCAGAAGAUUCCUCCCUCCUCUCCCAACCUGAACAUUCGUCACGCCCCUCCCUCGUGCCCUGUAGGCAGACAUAACUCUUCUGCUCAUCCUCAGAUGCAGCAGCAGCUGUGCAGGUCACCCACGAGCCCUGGGCAAGUGCCUCAGAUCUGCAUCUCACCUCAGGAGGAUUUUGGAGUAACACUGAAAAGCCAAAGACCUGAUUUGAGAAAUGAAACCGUGAGGAAUUACAAUUCCUUUAAUGCCGAUUUGGGUCAUGACUGCAAACGCCGCUCGGCCUCGCCCUCGCCCUGCCGCAGAGGAGGACAAGGCAACCACAGAGAUGAAAACGGCAACAGCCUGAGGAACAUGUACUGGAUGUCCAGAAGUCAGGAGAAUGUCGGGUUGAUUAAUUUAUCCUCUUCUGCUCCUGAACAUACGCUUCAGCAGGCAUUUGGGAGGCGAGAGCAGCGCUUGUACUCUACGCCUCAUGGGAAUUUCCUUGAUGUUCCUCACCAGCAGCUCCUGCAACCUUUUCCUUCAGAGGAGAAGGAAAACGGUAAAAAUCACAGACGGCGUUCUUCGUGUCAGGAUCUCUCCAGCUUAGGUCUGCAGAACAGGAACUGCAUUCCUCGCUCAAAGUCUAACUGUGGUCAGGAAUUCUCGCCCAUGAUUAAUAGUCCAGACAAAUAUAAUUUUGGUAGGAAAUUAAUUAAAGUCCUGGGGCUUUCACCUCGUGUAUCACCACAUCACAGUACGUCUUCCUCCAGAUCUCCCUCUCCAGGCAGCAGCCCCACACCUACCACCCCGAAUGACUCGCCCUUUAGCCCCAUUCAGUAGCCUGUUAGACCUCCUGAGCACAUGCAAUAAAUAACUGUAAAUAACUGACCCUUUUCUCCAGACUACGUCAACCUUAAUACUUGGAUUCAUUCAUUCAUUCAUUCAUUCAUUCAUUCAUUCAUUCAUUCAUCUUCUACCGCUUAUCCGAACUUCUCGGGUCACGGGGAGCCUGUGCCUAUCUCAGGCGUCAUC
Messenger RNA from Tachysurus fulvidraco (yellow catfish), 2387 nucleotides. RefSeq names its product traf2 and NCK-interacting protein kinase-like. The transcript is spliced from 14 exons. The record is from RefSeq and is a predicted model, not a curated record. NCBI's taxonomy places the organism in Eukaryota, Metazoa, Chordata, Actinopteri, Siluriformes, Bagridae. Gene Ontology annotation, cellular component: cytoplasm. Gene Ontology annotation, biological process: protein phosphorylation; neuron projection morphogenesis; MAPK cascade. The coding region runs from base 129 to 2195 and encodes 688 amino acids. Gene Ontology annotation, molecular function: protein serine/threonine kinase activity; ATP binding.